Lathyrus sativus (Indian pea) is the source of this 1629-nucleotide messenger RNA. Lineage: Eukaryota; Viridiplantae; Streptophyta; Magnoliopsida; Fabales; Fabaceae. The record is from the annotation of a GenBank genome assembly.
AUGCAUUCCAGUCACUUGCUUAUCGAAGAACCGAUUCGGAUGAUCUCAAUACUCGAGCCAUCCAAAUACAGCUUUUUUCCUGCAAUGACGAAGAUUGUUGGUACCCUGGGACCUAAAUCUCGUUCCGUAGAUGUUAUUUCUUCUUGCCUCAAAGCUGGAAUGUCUGUGGCUCGUUUUGAUUUCUCUUGGGGUGGUGCUGAGUAUCACCAGGAGACUUUGGAAAAUUUGAAGACUGCUAUCAAAACUACUAAGAAGCUCUGUGCUGUUAUGUUGGACACAGUGGGUGCCGAAAUGCAGGUUGUUAACAAAAAUGAGACAGCGAUUUCACUUCAGGCUGAUUGUCAGGUUGUUCUAACUCCUGACCAGGGACAAGAAGCUUCUUCAGAUAUACUGCCUAUCAAUUUUGAUGGACUGGCCAAGUCAGUGAAGACAGGAGACACCAUUUUCGUUGGUCAAUACUUGUUCACGGGAAGUGAAACUACUUCUGUUUGGCUAGAGGUAGUGGAAGUUACAGGGCAGGAUGUUGUUUGUACUAUAAAAAAUUCAGCAACAUUAGCUGGGGCAUUGUUUACCUUGCAUGCAUCUCAAAUUCAUAUUGAUUUGCCUACAAUCACUGAGAAAGACAAGGAGGUUAUAAGCACUUGGGGUGUAAAAAACAAAAUUGAUUUUCUAUCAUUGUCAUAUACUAGGCAUGCUGAAGAUGUUCGCCAGGCACGUGAAUUCCUUUCUACAUUAGGUGAUCUCAGCCAAACUCAAAUUUUUGCAAAGAUUGAAAAUGUUGAGGGAUUGACCCAUUUUGAUGAGAUUCUACAAGAAGCAGAUGGUAUUAUCCUUUCCCGUGGGAAUUUGGGCAUUGAUCUUCCACCAGAGAAGGUAUUUUACUUCCAAAAGUCCGCCCUUUACAAGUGUAAUAUGGCUGGGAAGCCUGCUGUGCUCACACGUGUUGUGGAUAGCAUGACUGACAACUUGAGACCAACUCGUGCGGAAGCCACAGAUGUUGCCAACGCUGUUUUAGAUGGUAGUGAUGCAAUUCUUUUGGGUGCUGAGACUUUACGCGGGUUAUACCCUGUCGAGACUAUUUCUACAGUUGGCAAGAUUUGUGCAGAAGCUGAGAAAGUUUUCAAUCAAGACCUUUAUUUUAAGAGGACAGUGAAACAUGUUGGAGAACCCAUGACCCAUUUGGAAUCCAUAGCAUCCUCAGCGGUACGUGCAGCUAUUAAGGUGAAGGCUUCUGUUAUCAUUUGCUUUACUUCAUCUGGAAGGGCUGCAAGAUUGAUAGCAAAGUACAGGCCAACGAUGCCGGUUCUCUCCGUUGUGAUACCCAGACUUAAGACAAAUCAGCUAAAAUGGAGCUUUAGUGGAGCUUUUGAGGACCAACUACCAAUACAUUUGUGGGAAAGCUUAUUUACUUCUAAUGCAAGGCAGUCACUCAUUGUAAGAGGUCUCUUUCCCAUGCUUGCUGAUCCUCGACAUCCUGCUGAAUCAACAAGUGCCAGUAAUGAGUCUAUUCUGAAGGUAGCACUUGAUCAUGGAAAAACAUCAGGAGUCAUCAAGCCACAUGAUAGAGUUGUUAUUUGCCAGAAAGUUGGUGAUGCAUCUGUUGUUAAGAUUAUCGAGCUUGAAGAUUAA